AUGGAGCAGACAAAUCCUUGUUUGUGGCCAGAACUUUCUGACACACACGUUGAAGACUGUGCCCAAUGUUCAGAACAAAUUCAAGGUCUGGUUUUUUUUUUCGAAAAAAAAGUCUCUUCAAAAAGUUAGUAGUGUGAGUACUUCAUUCACAAGGAAAGUUCAUAAGAAAGAAAAAAUGUUUAGGGAACAAAAAAAAAUUUAGCAAACUUAAACUCAAAGAAUACAGUUAAGCUCGAAAUUUCAUUUCACGUUCAUAGAAAUCUUCAAAUCUUCAUGUACUGCGCGAAAAAUUUUGAGCAGUUCUCUAGAAAUUUCUCAAAAUUCCAAGGGAAUGAUCAUGUUUUUCAGCACUUUCCCAGCACUUGUUGUUUUUUUUUUUAAAAAUAACUAAUUUCAGGUUCAAUGUUCACUUGCAAUCUAUGCGCAGACCAUCAUAUUUGCUCAAAAUGUUACAACGAAACGGUCGUCAAUGAGACUUUGCACACGCAAGAAUCAAUGAAGUUUCCGGAAGAACACCCUCACAUGCACCACCCAUAUCGCCUCGACAUGUCCAACUUCGGAAAACGUUUUUGAGAAUCCAUCGUGACGGUUUUCAUAUAAUUAAUUUUAGUAGCCUAUCCGGUACACGAAAAACGAUGUGCUAGUUGUGGAUCGCGAGCUUUUCCAGGUCUUCGAUAUGUGUUUGUUUUCAGCCGUUUUUUAAAAUUUCAUAAAAAAUUUUUCGGUCAAUUUUUCUAUACUUCUGAAAAAUGAUAGCAAAGCAAAAUUUGGAGUUUAAAGCAUACAUUUUUUUUAAUUCCAAAAACUCAGAGCUUUCUCAAUUCAAAAACUCGUCUGUCUCACCUUUUGAGCAACAAUAAAAAAAUUCCUCUAAAAAUUCAAAAUGAAUUUUUUUUUUUUGUAUAGUAGAACUCUAGAAGCAGAAAAUCUUUAUGCAUAAGAUUUCUGUUCUGAGAUCCAGUUUUUUCUUCGAGCUGCGCAAUUUAUGUUUCUAGUUCUUUCGAAAACAAAACUACUUGCAGAUGUCCUGAGAUUUGCCCCGACUAUGGGAUCUGUGCGACCUGUUUCAUCAAAAAGAAGGAAACGCAGGAGAUUGAAUACUUCGAAGCUGAGCAAGCCGAGCCGAAACUUCAAAAGAUGAAUCAAAUUGGCUCUGCCAUUGUGACUCAGAGAUUUUUCGGAAUCGGUUUGGCACGUCUGGAUUGGAUCAAGACCAAUUCAAACAAUGCUGUUAGUAAACUUUUCUAAAUCCAUUCCUAUUUUUUUUCAGGAAGAGGUCAAAAACCUCUCUCGUAAGAUCGGGUUUGCGAUAUACCAGUAUCCCACUCAACUUCCCGAAGAAGAACGCAAGAGUUUGGACGCGGAACAGCUCGAAGAACUCAUUAAAAGCAUUGAGUUGCACGAAGAGCUGGCUGAGAAGGAUGGUGGUGAAAAAAAGAAAAAGAAGAAAAAAGAGAAGAACGAAAAGUUCGUAUCGCAAUUCGGUUACACCGAGGAGGUAAGAGCUGAAGAAAUUUUUUUCCUUUUCAAAACUAGUAACUUUUGCUGAAAACUUCCAUAAAAGGAGAGUUUUCAGCAAGAAAAGCACAUUAUCAAGCUGCGAGAGGAACUAUUUGAUAUCAACCGCAAAGAGUCUAAACAUCGUGACGGGGAUUCUGAAGUUUUAGAGACAAAGUUUGUCUUUGUUUCUUUUUUCGCGGAAGGAUCUCAUUCUAACGUCGUGAGUUUCUCAUUAUCAUAAAACAUCUGAAAGAUAAGUUUCCAACUUUUUGUUCCAGCUUCCUCUCGUUUGUCUUCGCAUAAACGAUGAUAAAAUCAUUUUUGUUGAAUCCUCCGGAAGAGCCUAUGACGGCUGGGACGACUUCAUUAACAAGAACAAAAUGCCCGAAUGUUUUAUUUUAUACCCAGCAAUGGGAAACUAUAAGGUUCUUAUUUUUUCGGAAUCGAUUUUGAGCACAGAUUUAGAUGGAAGAAGGUGUGCUGAAUUUGCGUUACGACUUGUCGAGAAGAGCGAAGUUGCCGAGUAAAAUCAUCAAGGUUGGGAAAUGAAAACUUUCUCGAAUCUUAUAUAUAUCUAUAGGUGAGCGACAGAUCAGCCAUGGGAAUUGGAAUAGCUGCCACCGUUGGAUCUAUUGUAGGGCUUUUCACGCCUCUGGCGCCUGUGGCAGCUACGACUUUACUUUACACCGGUCAGUUUUCAUCAGAGUACGGGUUGAAGUCCGCAUUUUCCAGCCAUUGGAACUGGAUUCUAUACCAUGGCUAGGUCCGGCUACCAUCUCGUAGACCGGGCAACUCAUAACGAGAAUGUGAAUCCUCUAAAAAGUCGAGAAAACUUUGUGGACUGGCUGGCCGUUGCCGCUUCGUUGGCUUCCUUCGGAGCGAUUGGUGGAUCUGCGGUUUCAAUUGCUGUAUUUAUAUCUGAAAUAGUCUCCAAUUACAGUAUUUAACCGUGAUGUCAACGCAAGGCGUCGAAAUCAGUCAAGCAAUCGAAUACACCGUUAAUGCUGCCAUUUUCGCGAACUUUGCUGUCAGCGGCCUUGCACUAACAGCAUCGGGUUACAAUAUUUUUGAAAAGGUUUCAAUCGACUUUUCUCCUUGAUAAAUAGUCGACAUUUUUCAGGUGGCCAAUGGAGAACGCCCUACCGCAUUGGAGCUUUUCCAAUUUUCUACAAGUUUGCUGUUUUUCACUAACGCCGCUGUUAACCUGCAAACGGCUGAAAGAAUGAUCCAACAGGUCAGAAAAUUACAAAAAAUUCACUUUAAUGUUAUUCUAGACUUCCCAAGAGAAAAUCAAUGAAGUUCGGGACAACCUCAAAACAGCAGAGGACCGACAAAACUUCGAUCAGGCCAUGAACGAUAAGAUAAAAAAUGCCGACGGAAAGCCUGGAAGUGAGAAAAUGAGUUUAAUUCAAACUUUAUAUGGUUUAACAGACGCCAAAUCUAACGCAAACUUGGAGACAAUUCGAGAAAUGCACAGAGCGAUGUUAGCAGAUAAGCAUGUCGAAGCACAUAUUCGUACGCUUCAUUUUUCAAAACUGAGAACAUUGGGAAGCAUUCAGAUGAAGGGACGUCUAAAGGAGUCAAAUCGAGGCCAAUGCCAUCUUCGGCCGUUCCGAAAGCUCCGCAAAACAAGCAACUUUCUUCAGCUGACAAAACCAUUGUAGAACAACAUCUUCAGAAUCUGCAAGCAAAAGGCGAAACAAAGGUUUUUCUAAUUCAACUUUCUUCUGGUUGAAACUUACCCGGUUCAGCUACCUCCGACGAAACAAACGGCUUCAACUUAUCUGAAUCUUCCAUGGGCUGAAAUAGUUGCCAAAGUGAAAGCCGUACUGUCCGGAGGGAUCGGUGGAUUUGUGUAAGAUUUGAAAAUUAAGUAGAGAAAAUAAAAAUUUUUCCAGAAGUGAAAAAGUUGUCGAUGGAAAGCGCCAGCGGACUGUCACAUUGGAGAACGGGGAAGAAGGCUUUUCUGGAGCCAAAGUGGAGCCGGUGACUUCGUUUGUUCCAAUCAAAUUUAUAGAAUGUUCUAGGCUCCAAACGGAGUUACAAUCAAGAAAGGAGUUUUGGAAAACAUCGAAUUCAAACUGAACGAUCAAGGCGACCCUGUCCCUCACUUUGUCGAAGGGACUAUCAGAAGUGGACCGGAACAAAAAGUCAGUUUUGCCUUCUAUAUUUCAAUAAACCUUUUUUUUGCAGAUCGUUAGAAUCCGCCUGGAAAACCGAACCAUGGGCAGAAUAACUGCAAAGCCAAAAGUUCGUAUGUACCCAGAAGACUUCUCGAAAGGUGUUCCAGCAGAAGAAAGAGAAUUCAGCGAUAACUAUUUCAUCACUUAUGAUUGGUCAUAA
Caenorhabditis auriculariae is the source of this 3843-nucleotide messenger RNA. The record is from the annotation of a GenBank genome assembly. Lineage: Eukaryota; Metazoa; Nematoda; Chromadorea; Rhabditida; Rhabditidae.